Sitophilus oryzae (rice weevil) is the source of this 2844-nucleotide messenger RNA. RefSeq names its product synaptic vesicular amine transporter (gene Vmat). Gene Ontology annotation, molecular function: serotonin:sodium:chloride symporter activity. The transcript is spliced from 10 exons. The record is from RefSeq and is a predicted model, not a curated record. Bases 32 to 1543 code for a protein of 503 amino acids. Gene Ontology annotation, biological process: transmembrane transport; aminergic neurotransmitter loading into synaptic vesicle. Gene Ontology annotation, cellular component: synaptic vesicle membrane; terminal bouton. NCBI's taxonomy places the organism in Eukaryota, Metazoa, Arthropoda, Insecta, Coleoptera, Curculionidae.
GUUUCACUGAGGUGAAAGGGCCACUGCAGGUAUGACCGUCGUGAACGAGUGGCUGAGUGGCACACGGCUGGGCGGCUGGAUCCAGCGCUGCCGCGAGUCCCGCCGCCUCGUAUUGGUCAUCGUCGCCAUAGCCCUGUUACUGGACAACAUGUUGCUCACCAUCGUUGUUCCAAUAAUUCCGGAGUUCUUGUAUGACAUCAAUCAUCCCGAAGCUCCUUUGGAUGGAGUGCCGCGAAUAACAACAACUACUGCUGCGCCAACUAAAGAACCACCUUGCGAGAAGUAUAUCAGGUUAUUAAGUAAACAAGAUCCUGAAUUUAAUGCAUCAUUGUAUGCUACUACUACUAGUACAUAUGAAAACCUAACCCAGUUGGAAUUAUCCGAAAAAGAACAAAAACACAAAUAUCUAGUUCAAGAAACUGUUGAAGUGGGCAUGCUGUUUGCCUCGAAGGCAUUCGUGCAGUUAGUGACUAACCCUUUCGUGGGACCAUUAACGCACAAAAUUGGCUACAGCGUGCCCAUGUUUGCUGGCUUCGUCAUUAUGUUUCUUUCAACAAUAAUUUUCGCGUUUGGAAGAAGUUAUAGCGUUCUAUUCAUUGCUCGCGCUCUUCAAGGUAUCGGAUCGUCCUGUUCCAGCGUGUCCGGAAUGGGCAUGUUGGCCGAAAGAUAUCCAGACGAUAAAGAACGAGGAAAUGCCAUGGGCAUAGCCUUGGGCGGACUUGCCCUCGGGGUGCUCAUAGGGCCUCCCUUUGGGGGCCUCAUGUACGAAUUUGUUGGAAAAUCGGCGCCUUUCUUGGUUCUUGCUGCGUUGGCCCUCGGAGAUGGACUACUACAACUGCUUAUGCUUCAACCGUCCGUCACGAUCCAGGAAUCAGAUCCACCAUCCUUAAGAUCACUAAUAACUGACCCCUAUAUAGUAAUUGCUGCAGGCGCAAUCAUAUUUGCAAACAUGGGUAUCGCAAUGCUGGAACCCUCACUUCCUAUCUGGAUGAUGGAUACAAUGGGUGCCGGAAGAUGGAAACAAGGAGUAACCUUCCUCCCGGCGAGCAUUUCGUAUUUAAUUGGUACGAACUUAUUCGGUCCAUUAGGACACAAAAUGGGUCGCUGGUUGGCAGCCCUUUUGGGAUUGAUCAUCAUAGGAAUAUGCUUGAUGUGUAUUCCAUUGGCCACCAGCAUGAAUCACUUGAUUGUACCAAACGCUGGUCUUGGUUUCGCGAUUGGCAUGGUAGACUCUUCCAUGAUGCCAGAACUGGGCUAUCUCGUUGACAUUCGACAUUCAGCUGUUUACGGAAGUGUUUAUGCCAUUGGUGAUGUAGCAUUUUGUCUUGGAUUCGCCAUAGGUCCGGCACUGAGUGGAACGCUUAUUAAAAAUAUUGGAUUCGAAUGGAUGCUGUUUGGAAUAGCCAUCCUCGAUUUUAUUUAUGCUCCGCUGUUGUACAGUCUGAAAAGUCCACCCACCAAAGAAGAGAAAAAGUCGUUGAUAACAGGCGAAAAUUCAUCAGUGAGGUACGUCACAUACCAAAACGAAGAUGAGGAUGAAUAAACAGAAUUUAUGAGAAGAGGAUAUUAGUGUAAAGAAGUUGUACAGAAAUACACUAAAAAUAUAAUAGUUGAUCUAUUCUUAUAAAUGUCUAUUUUUAAUUCUCUAGUUCAACAUUUAAAAGAUUAUAUCAAUUAAAGAUUUAGUAUGUACAAAGAAAGGUAUCCAACCAGCGCGAUCAAAAAAUGUGUUUUAGUUCAAUUAUCUAUUAUAUAUGUGUCUCGAAUAUUGUAAAUUUAGCAUCUUAUGGUCAUGAAAACUAUCUAUCUAUUCAAAAAAAGGUUCAAGCUCUCUUGAUAUUUAUAUUUGAUGGAAGUGCGCUGUUAGAAUGUCUAAAUUGUAUUUUUAGGGGCCCUCGUAAGAGAUCUACGUGAAUGGCUGCACGAGAUCCAACCUAAACAGUCUAGGGCGAGGCAAUAAGAGUCCCCUAAACCUUUUCGGUCAAAUAACUAAUAGAAUAAAAUAUGUUAAGAAUAUGCGCUUCCAUCUAUACCCAAAAAUGAUUGCCCUAUUUAUUUAGUGGACAUAAAUAUGACAGUGUAUAUCGAUGUCUAUUUACGUGUAGGUUAUUAAGUGUAUUUUAGCAACUAAAACUGAGACAAAAUCAUUCAAAGAGAAUUGCUGAGCCAAUCAAAAAAGAAAUUGCUAUUUAUGGGGAUUGCUGGAAAUGAGAAUCUUAACGGAGCUAUUUGUUUUUGAAGACACAGUUCACAAAUAUAUCGGUUUGUUCGCUUAAAAUGGACUUAUGAAAUGGGAAAGUUAAUAUUAUGUAUAUUGGUGUGAACUACGAGUUUUCGUAAACCAGCUCCGUCACUCUAAAUAAUUCAAUAAAGGGACCUAAUGUAUUAAAAAGAAGCUUACGAAACCUAUUUAUUAUUAUAUUUAUAUACGAAAAAUGUUUCUGCUAAAGUUUUUUGUAUGAGCAACCGCAAAUAAAAUGUUUUAACUUCACCGGGAGAGAUGCAUAAAAUCUCCUUAGAAGGUUAUUGUGAAGUGACAAUAAACGACAAAAUCCUGACCAACAAGUAUAAUUUGAUGUUUAUAAGAUUUUAAGCUGGUAAGGGUCCGAAAUACAGGGCAUAAUCGUAGAGAAAUACGCGAUUUUUGCUGCUUAAAAAAUAUUUAACUUAGUGACUAACAAAACCUUGUUAGAAAUUGAUGUUAUAGUGCAUGUUUGUUGAUAUAAAUAACAAAGUUUAUCUUAUUAAUCAAAAUGUAGAAAAAAUGGCUAAGUACUAUAGAAUAUACAUUAAUGUUUGAUGUUUGACAUAACUAUGAUAUAAUAUUAAAAUAAACCUAUAAAA